AUGAAUAAAACAGUAUUAAAGUUAUUAAGAGCAUUACUUAUUUUAUGUUCUUUGAUUCUAGGGCUUCUUGCAUCCUUAGCUUUUGUUUGGAUAAGUGAGAACAACUCGGAGUAUUCACAUUAUUAUUUAGAUGGAGUAAAAUUCAACAAUGAAGAGAAGAAAUUAGCUUUUACAGACGCAGUGAAUAAGGCAUGCAGUUUCUCUGAAGCUUACAAAAUAAACAAACAGGACGCGAUGGAAAAUCAGUCGUUUUCUAAGUUCUUUUCUGGGAGAGAUCCAAUGAUUGACCCUAUAGCCUAUUGUGAGUCAAUUACGAGUUUGAAAACCCCAAGUAUUAUUACAGAGUCUAUCUUAAUUGCCAUCCAAAUACUAAUUUUUCUAAUUUCCGCACUAUCUAAUACAAAAGUUAUUCAAGGGGCACCCGAUGCAGUCACACUAAUUAAAAGAUUGAACUAUAUCGCCAUUUUUUAUGGAGUAUGCUCACUAAUUAAUCUAGUUUCAAUAUUUUACUAUUCGAGUGUAGGAGGUGCUUUAAUAUCAGAUACUGCUAUAAGUUGGAAAUUCUCUAUAGGUUUUUAUGCUGCAUCAUUUGUAGCUUUACUUCCGAUAGGUAUUUCAUUAACAUAUUGGUAUGAAGGCGUACUUUGGCACAACUUAUUCGAGCAAGAUAGGCUUCAGUGGGAAACUGAUAGGAGCAAUGUACAAAAUUUGACAAAUAAUCAACAAUACAACUAUAUUCAAGUUCCAACUGAUUUCAAUAGUGUAAUGGGUGGGUUAAAAUCACCUUCAGAAAUGGCAAGAACAAUUGAAAAAAAUGUGGAGAAGAGACAAUUGAGUGAGCAAAUAUAG
Cryptosporidium ubiquitum is the source of this 849-nucleotide messenger RNA. RefSeq lists its product as uncharacterized. Bases 1 to 849 code for a protein of 282 amino acids. The record is from RefSeq and is a predicted model, not a curated record. NCBI's taxonomy places the organism in Eukaryota, Apicomplexa, Conoidasida, Eucoccidiorida, Cryptosporidiidae. The transcript is spliced from 2 exons.